AUGAACACAUUUUUAGCCAUCAACAUAUGUCUUGCUUAUAUUCAAUAUGCCCAUGCUGCAUUAAACUUUCAAUUCAACCACAACAAUCAAAGUCAUCUUAUGAAAAGAGACGACUUCAACAGUGACUUUGAAGCUGGAUCAACCGCUGCUCCUAUUAUUGAUUUGUACUUUGGUAGUCAGAAACAAAAAAUUCCAAUAAUAUUAGAUACAGGUUCAUUUACCCCAUUCCUUCAAUCUACAGAUGUUUCCAAAAACAAAGGCUUUGACUACAAAUCAUCCUCAUCAUAUGAAGACAAACAUCAAGACUUCAGUGUCCAAUAUGCUGAUUCCACUAGUUAUAAAGGUACUUGGAGUGAAGAUGAUGUUUCAAACACUGAGAAUGGCCAAAAGUUCAAAUUAAAUUUCGGUUUGGUUACAAAUGCUUCCACUCAAGGUGUCAGUAGUGAUACCAAUGUUUUUGGUUUAGGUUUUGACUAUGAUAAGCCAACUCUUAUUGAUGAUCUGAAAGAUAACAACGUUAUUUCAAGAAAGACUUUCUCUAUUUAUUCGAGUGCUAAUGAUCAUUCAUUGGGUCAAAUCACAUUUGGUGCCAUUGAUACUGAAAAGUACACUGGUGAUCUUGUUGCUGUUCCAUUGAGAUCCUCAGGUAAUGGUUAUGUUUGGUGGACUUAUUUAACAGAUUUAUCAGCUGGUUGUAAAUCUGCUACAGGUGGUAACACUUACUUCAUCAGUUUUGAUUGUGGUUAUACAACUGGUGUCACUCUUCCUUCGGCUGUUCACGAAAAACUAAUGAACAAUUUUGAUGCAUUUUAUGAAUCAGAUUCUCAAAACUAUGUCUUCGAUUGUGAUAAUGCAACACCUUUAGAGGUUGAGGUUAUGGGUCACAAGAUUGAAGUCCCAACAUCUGGUUUCACAAAGAAGGUUAAAAAUUCAGACAAAUGUGUUCUUCAAAAUAUUAAUGUUGGUUCAGAUGACAACACUAUCACUUUUGGUUGGGUAUUUUUUCCUUAUAUUUAUGGUGUAUUUGAUGCUGAAAACAAAGAAUUGUUGUUUGGUAAACCAGUUACUGAUACUUCAGAUUCACACAUUGAAGAUCUUCAUGAUUCAAUUCCUGGUUCUACACAAGCAUCUUUAUACUCCUCUGUUUCAGAUGCAGUCACAACUAACAGUAUUUCAAGAACCUCAGUUCAAACAUCAUCUACAUCCAUUGAACUAGAAGGAACAGGUGUCAGCUCUCAAGGGUCAUGUGGUAACAAACGUUUAGCUAGACGUUUCAGUUUAGCUGCGGAUAAUACACCAACUUUGGCAACUCAUGUAUAUGAAGCAGUCUCUGAAACUGCAUCAGCUGGAUCAAAUGUCACAGCUAAUAGCUCAACUGCUGUUCCUGUUUCACAAUAUGAGGAUUCAGCAUCCACAUUUGGUCAAACUAGCUUCAUCUUGAUGUUAUUUUCCGGUAUUGUUGCUCUUUUGUUUUAA
This is a messenger RNA of Hansenula anomala, 1476 nucleotides long. RefSeq lists its product as uncharacterized. Lineage: Eukaryota; Fungi; Ascomycota; Saccharomycetes; Phaffomycetales; Wickerhamomycetaceae. The transcript has a single exon. Gene Ontology annotation, biological process: proteolysis. Gene Ontology annotation, molecular function: aspartic-type endopeptidase activity. The record is from RefSeq and is a predicted model, not a curated record. Bases 1 to 1476 code for a protein of 491 amino acids.